Messenger RNA from Cercocebus atys (sooty mangabey), 2144 nucleotides. RefSeq names its product tubulin folding cofactor E (gene TBCE). The transcript is spliced from 15 exons. The record is from RefSeq and is a predicted model, not a curated record. Lineage: Eukaryota; Metazoa; Chordata; Mammalia; Primates; Cercopithecidae. Bases 420 to 1727 code for a protein of 435 amino acids. Gene Ontology annotation, cellular component: cytoplasm.
UCACUCCGGUGGAGGCGGGACUUCCUACAGCACUUCCGGCCAGAGUCUAAAGCUUCGCUGCUGUGCGGUGCGCUGGAGGGGCAGCUGCUCCGAACACCUGGAGUGUCCGCGGGCAGAUCUCAUAUUUUGCAUUCUGGAUAUAUUAUAAUGAGUGACACUUUGACACCGGAUGUCAUUGGUCGAAGAGUUGAAGUUAAUGGAGAACAUGCAACAGUACGUUUUGCUGGUGUCGUCCCUCCUGUGGCAGGCACCCAACAGGAGGAUCCUUUAUUCGUCCGAAUAAGGUAAAUUUUGGAACAGACUUUCUUACUGCAAUUAAGAACCGCUAUGUGUUAGAAGAUGGACCAGAGGAAGAUAGAAAAGAACAAAUUGUUACACUUGGAAAUAAACCUGUGGAGACUGUUGGUUUUGACUCUCUUAUGAAACAGCAAAGUCAGCUGAGCAAGUUGCAAGAAGUUUCUCUGAGGAACUGUGCAGUAAGUUGUGCUGGUGAAAAAGGAGGAGUUGCCGAAGCAUGUCCUAAUAUUAGAAGGGUAGAUUUGUCAAAAAACCUGUUGUCAUCAUGGGAUGAAGUGAUCCACAUUGCUGAUCAGCUCAGACACCUGGAAGUCCUUAAUCUCAGUGAAAAUAAACUAAAAUUUCCCUCCGGUUCAGCAUUAACUGGAACGUUUUCUGCACUGAAGGUUUUAGUCCUCAAUCAAACAGGAAUAACGUGGGCUGAGGUGCUGCGGUGUGCCGUGUGGUGCCCGGGCCUGGAGGAACUCUACCUGGAGUCUAACAAUAUUGUCAUUUCUGAAAGGCCAACAGAUGUUCUCCAGACAGUCAAGUUAUUAGACCUUUCCUCUAAUCAAUUAAUUGAUGAAAAUCAGCUGUAUCUGAUAGCCCACCUGCCCAGGUUAGAACAAUUAAUCCUCUCUGACGUUGGAAUCUCUUCUAUACAUUUUCCGGAUGCUGGAAUUGGGUGCAAAACCUCCAUGUUCCCGUCCUUGCAGUACCUUGUAGUAAAUGACAAUCAGAUAUCACAAUGGUCAUUUUUCAAUGAGCUAGACAAGUUACCAAGUCUACGGGCUUUGUCCUGCCUAAGAAACCCCCUGACCAAGGAGGACAAAGAAGCAAACAUGACGCGGCAGCUCAUUAUCGCCAGCAUUGGCCAGCUGAAGACCCUGAACAAAUGUGAGAUUCUCCCCAAGGAGAGGCGGACAGCUGAGCUUGACUAUCGAAAAGCUUUUGGAAAUGAGUGGAAACAGGCUGGUGGACAUCAGGAUCCGGACAAAAACAGACUCAGCGAAGAAUUCCUCAGAGCCCAUCCUAGAUACCAGUUCCUCUGCCUGAGUACGUGCGUAUACGCUGGUGGCCUGCAGGUGGCGGAUUUCCCGCUGGAACAGAGUGUUCCCUUAGAAUAUGGUGCACCUGAAGAUUGGGAACUCAAAACACAACAACCAUUUAUGCUCAAAAACCAGCUACUAACACUGAAGAUAAAAUACCCUGAUCAACUUGAUCAGAAAGUCCUAGAGAAACAACUGCCGGGCUCCAUGACAAUUCAAAAGGUGAAGGGAUGGCUGUCACGUCUUCUCAAAGUUCCUGUGUCAGACCUUCUGUUGUCCUAUGAAAGUCCCAAAGUAAGUUGCCCGGGAAAAAACAAAGUCAAGCUUCGUCCUCAUGAUGACAUUAAACUGUCUCUAGAUAGCAACAGUUUGAUUCUAAAUGGAGACCAUAGAUCUGUUUGAUUUUAAGGGUAAGCUACUGCCUGGGGACGGGGUGGGAUAGAGUAUGUGUAACAUGCUUUAUCAGAUCUGUCUUAAUCACAUCCUUCCCUACCUUCCUUCUAAUUUUAGGAGCCGGGCAUAGAAAUCAAGCUGGAAAAUGACCUACAGUCAUUACGUUUUUAUUCUGUGGAAAAUGAAGAUUGUCUAUUAGUGCGAUGGUAACAACCAACUAAUAAAAUUUAGAGACUACACUGCUUAUCAUGUCUGGGGUUCAUCGGAAAUAAAUGAUCCACUGGAACAAUUCUGUCAAAAACAAAGGGGUUUACAACUUGCCCUAAGGAUAACAAGGGAGGUAUUUGCACCACUGAUGUAGUUUUUGUUGGGAAGCGACCAUUUCUAGGCUUAUACAUAAUAGCAGUAAUAAAGGCUUUGAACCUA